Molecule: messenger RNA, 1874 nt
Organism: Anastrepha obliqua
Lineage: Eukaryota; Metazoa; Arthropoda; Insecta; Diptera; Tephritidae
Product: putative inorganic phosphate cotransporter
Exons: 3
Coding region: 140-1651 (503 amino acids)
Biological process (GO): transmembrane transport; monoatomic anion transport
Cellular component (GO): plasma membrane
Molecular function (GO): transmembrane transporter activity
Source: RefSeq, a predicted model, not a curated record
UGUAUAAAAUUCCAGCGUUUCACAGCGCACCAAAUCAUUUGCGCUUGCGAGAGACAAAGGAAAUGCAGGUACGAGUCUGUAGACAUCAGCAUCACACACAACACUACAUCAAAAAUUAUCAGCAGUCACAAAAAUAUAAAUGGCGACAAAUCCAGGAUAUGCCAUUGAACCGAAUAGCAAAUUCAAGGCUAAGAUCAUCGGCUAUCGUCACCUGCAAUGCCUGCUGCUUUUCCUGGGAUUCUGCUUGAUUUGUGCAAUGCGCGUCAACCUCUCAAUCGCCAUUGUGGCUAUGAUGGAUAAGCAAGCUGCAAAUCCAGAUUUUCCUGAAUACGACUGGUCAGAACAAACAAAAUCGCAUGUACUCAGCAGUUUCUUCUGUGGUUAUAUUUUGCUGCAGAUUCCCGCUGGCGCUUGGGCACGACGGUAUGGCGGUCGCUUGCUGCUAUUAUUGAAUAUCAGCCUUACCAGCAUAUUGGCGCUGUUAACACCGCUUAGUGUUAGUCUUGGUAACUGGCCUUUGCUAUGCGCGUUACGAUUUGGCCAAGGCCUUUUACAAGGUGUCAUGCUACCAACUGUUGCAACUAUAAUGUCCAAAUGGGCGCCUGUUGAGGAGCGUAGCGCAAUGCAGACUUUUACCUAUGCUGGAGCUCAGUUGGGUAUAGUGCUCAUGUUGGCCACAAGCGGCGGUCUGUGCUCCUCGCGUUGGGGUUGGCCAAGCACAUUCUAUCUACCCGGUGCACUGGGCUUACUAUGGACUGCGCUUUGGUUUGUAUUUGGUGCGAGUACGCCGCGUGAUUGUAAGCACAUUUCAGCGGAAGAACGUGCCAUGAUUGAGGAAUCAUUGGGUUGUGAUAAGGAUAAGCAAUUGGAGAAAAGUGAAACAAGUCACCCCGUACCAUGGAAAUGCAUUUUUACAUCGAAACGGUUUUUAGUGACUUUAUUAAAUCAUUGCGCCAACGAUUGGUGCUUUUGGACAUUGCUCACUCAAAUACCAUCCUACAUCAAAAGUGUGCUUGGCAAGGAUAUCAAUAGCAAUGCAUUGCUUUCUUCAUUGCCAUACCUGUCAAUGUUCGGCCUAUCGCUUGUGCUUUGCCCCAUAGCGAGUUGGUUAGAAAAGUCUAAACUUUUGAAUACAACAGUUAGUCGAAAGCUAUUCAAUACGUUCGGUCUAUGGAUACAGGCCGUAACACUUGUGACUUUGGGUUAUUUGCGCCAAGAUCAAGGCGAUUUAGCAAUUGCUUUAUUAAUAACAACUGUUGCUAGUAGCACUAGCGUGCACUUUGGCUAUGCAGUAAAUCAUCUGGACUUAGCGCCGAAUCUCGCUGGCACUAUACUGGGCAUUGCCAACUGUGGCGCCAGCAUGAUGGGCAUCAUAGCGCCACUGGUUGUGGGUUACGUUGUCACAGAUGCGGAAAAUGUCCACCAAUGGCGCAUAAUUUUCUCUCUCGCUGGAGGCAUCAGUUUUGUUGGUAAUCUGUUUUUCUUGAUUUUUGGUACAGCUAAGGUGCAACAUUGGAACGAACGACCUCGCGCACUUAAUGAAGCUGAACAAUUAGAGGAGCUGGUUGGCGAAAUGAGCCAGCCGACUAAGUCUAUUGAAGAGGAUAGUGGUAUCGAUGCUGAGAAAACACAUGUUGACCAAAGUGUGUGACUUGUUUAGUUUUAUGAAGUAAUUAUGUAUAUGGUUUUGCUAAGACUUGAAAGUAGUUAUGGAAACAGCAAAAAAUGAAUGUUUUUUCAAACUCUCAAAGUGGUAAACGAGCGUCCAGGUUGGCGUAAUUUAACGGAAAACAUGGAAUUUUUCAUUUCAUUGCAAUCAAAUUUAAGGCGAGUGUUGCUGAAUGAACUAGUUUAAGCGGAUAAGCCAUAACGGA